Molecule: messenger RNA, 762 nt
Organism: Morone saxatilis (striped sea-bass)
Lineage: Eukaryota; Metazoa; Chordata; Actinopteri; Moronidae
Gene: cldn5b
Product: claudin 5b
Biological process (GO): bicellular tight junction assembly; cell adhesion
Cellular component (GO): bicellular tight junction; plasma membrane
Molecular function (GO): structural molecule activity
Source: RefSeq, a predicted model, not a curated record
AUGCUCGCUGCUGUCUGAGUUCUCGGUUUGGCGCUGUGCGUCACGGGCUCGCUCUGGUGAUGGUCAGCGUGCGGCUGCCACGUGGAGGUGACCGCGUUCAUCGACUCCAACAUCGUGGUGGCGCAGACCAUGUGGGACGGCCUGUGGAUGUCCUGCGUGGUGCAGAGCACAGGCCAGAUGCAGUGCAAGGUCCACACUUCGGUUCUGGCGCUGUCGGGGGACCUGCAGACGGCGCGCGCCCUCACGGUCAUCUCCGCCGUGUCCGGGUGGUCGCGCUCAACGGUGAGGUGCCCGGGGCGCAGUGCACCAAACUGCAUCAAGGAUGAGGCGGUGAAGGCGAGGGUGGUGAACGCCGGGGGGGUUAUCUACAUCGUCAGCGGCUCUUCGUGCUGGUGCCCGCUCUGCUGGAUGGCCAACAACAUCAUAGUAUUCCACGACCCGCAGGUGCCGUGCCCCAAGGACGCGGGAGACUCGGGCGGCGAUCUUACAUCGCUGGGCCGCCAACCCGCGCUGCUGCUGCUGGGGGGGACCCUGCUGUGCUGCUCCUUGUCACAGGGGGUCCGGGGAAACUACCCCAUCAAAUACGUCCCCACCAAGAGCAUCACGGCCAACGGGGAGUUCGACAAGAAGCUUUAUGUGUAAACGGAGACUCUGAUGAGGGACUGAGGUCCGGAUGAUCCGGUGGAGAGGAUGCUGGGUGCCAAAGGAUGCUGCUGGAGCUCCGACUCACUGUGGACUGCGAGUGGGGUUUUCAUGUGGGCC